UGUGUCUUUUAAACGACACUCAUCAUGUGGGCAUGUUGACCAUGUCGUGUCAGACACACUCUCUGUUAUUUCCCCCCUCUAGAAGCGGCGCGCUGGGUGAACCCCUCUCCCCCUCUCUGACACAGCCGUCUCCAGUCUGCCAGAGGAUAGCAGUCGUGCUCCCAGUGGAAGAUGGCGGUGGGGAUGCUGUCUGGGGCUGGAGCACAGUGCUGGAUUUGCACAAAAAGCGAACCCGGAUGGAUAUAAAGGAGGGAGAAAAAGGAAAAAAAUGAACACAUUCCCGUGUCUUCUCCUCGAGGUGUGGACUCGAUCGGGGUUGUUUAAGUAGAGCCCGUCGUUCGGGGGCAGAGAUCCGGCGGCUUCUCGUCGGAGACUCAACAGACGAUAUACAUCGAUAGCUCGGCGCAGAGACAGCAGGGGUGGGAGAGGAAAGGAAAGAAAAAAAGUGGACAAAAAAUGUCGGAUACAAAGGUAAAAGUUGCGGUGAGAGUCCGGCCCAUGAACCGCAGGGAAAUUGAACUGAAUACAAAAUGUGUCGUGGACAUGGAGGACAACCAGACAGUCCUGCACCCACCGCCUUCCAAUGGGAAAGGAGAUAGCAGGAAACAACCUAAGGUGUUCGCUUUUGACCACUGUUUCUGGUCCAUGGAUGAGUCCAACGUUCCCAAAUAUGCCGGUCAAGAGGUGGUGUUCAAGUGCCUUGGAGAGGGAAUACUUGAAAAUGCAUUCCAGGGAUAUAAUGCCUGCAUAUUUGCCUAUGGACAAACAGGUUCAGGCAAGUCCUUUUCCAUGAUGGGGAACGGGGAGCAGCCGGGUUUAAUCCCUCGACUCUGCUGCUCGCUGUUUGAGAGGGUCCACAAGGAGGAGAACGAGGCCCACUCAUUUAAGGUGGAGGUGUCCUACAUGGAGAUCUACAACGAGAAGGUCCGUGACCUACUCGAUCCCAAAGGGAGCCGACAGUCCCUGAAAGUUCGGGAACACAAAGUCCUGGGUCCAUACGUGGAUGGUCUGUCUCAGCUGGCUGUGACCAACUUUGAGGACAUCGAGGUGUUAAUGUCUGAGGGGAACAAAUCUCGCACAGUUGCAGCCACCAACAUGAACGAGGAGAGCAGUCGAUCGCAUGCCGUCUUCAGUAUCAUUGUUACACAAACACUUUAUGAUCUUCAGUCUGGGAAUUCGGGGGAGAAAGUGAGCAAGAUGAGUCUGGUUGACCUGGCAGGAAGUGAGCGAGUGUCCAAGACCGGAGCUGCAGGAGAGAGGCUCAAGGAGGGCAGCAAUAUUAACAAGUCUCUCACCACAUUAGGUUGUGUGAUUUCUGCCCUGGCGGAUCAGUCUGCAGGAAAAGGGAAGGCUAAGUUUGUGCCAUACAGAGACUCAGUCCUCACCUGGUUACUGAAGGAUAAUCUUGGCGGCAACAGCAAGACAGCCAUGAUAGCCACAGUGAGCCCAGCGGCUGAUAACUACGAGGAGACCCUGUCCACGCUCCGGUAUGCAGACAGAGCGAAGAGAAUCGUCAACCACGCUGUGGUGAAUGAAGACCCCAACGCUCGGAUCAUCAGAGAGCUCAGGGAGGAGGUGGAGAAGCUCAGAGUUCAGCUCUCUCAGGCUGAGUCCCUGAAGGCUCCUGAGCUGAAGGAGAAACUGCACGAGUCUGAGAAACUCAUUCAGGAGAUGACCGUCACUUGGGAGGAGAAGCUGAGGAAGACAGAGGAGAUCGCCACAGAGCGACAGAAGCAGCUGGAGAGCAUGGGCAUCUCUCUGGAGACAUCAGGGAUUAAAGUGGGUGAAGACAAGUGUUUCCUGGUCAAUCUGAACGCAGAUCCUGCCCUGAAUGAGCUCCUGGUCUACUACCUGAAGGAUCACACGCGUGUGGGCGCCGACACGUCUCAGGACAUCCAGCUGUUCGGGAUCGGAAUCCAGCCGGAGCACUGCGUCCUGGAGCUUUGCCCAGACGGAGAUGUAACCCUGAUGCCCAUUGGGAACGCCAGGACCUGCGUGAACGGAACAAUGAUCGACUCCUUGGUGCAUCUGUGGCACGGAGAUCGAAUCUUAUGGGGCAACAAUCACUUCUUCAGGAUCAAUCUGCCUAAACGAAAGCGGCGGGACCGUUUAAAGGAGCUGGAGAGAGCUUCUCCCAGAGAGAGCUUCAUUGAGGCAGAUGUGGAGACGGCCAGCGAGGCCUCUUCGGAGCAGGACUACAGCUAUGAGUUUGCCCAGAUGGAGGUCAUAAUGAAGACUCUGGGGAACAAUGAUCCCAUGCAGAACGUAGUCCAGGUGCUGGAGAAGCAGUACUUGGAGGAGAAGCGCACGGCUCUGGAAGAGCAGAGGAUGAUGUAUGAGCGAGAGCUGGAGUCGCUACGGCAACAGCUGUCUCCCGAGAAGACACCGCAGCACCACCGCAGCAGCAGCGAGCGCCUUGCGUUCCCGACGCACACGCCGCACGGCAAGCUGCGACUGUGGACGGAGGAGCGGGAUGAGCUUUUCCGUCAGAGCCUUUCUCGACUCAGGGAGCAGGUCGUGAAAGCCAACACUUUGGUGCGAGAAGCCAACUUUUUGGCAGAGGAGAUGAGCAAACUGACUGACUAUCAGGUCACCCUUCAGAUCCCUGCAGCCAACCUCAGCGCCAACCGCAAGCGUGGAGCAAUAGUUAGCGAGCCGGCCAUUCAGGUGCGGAGAAAAGGGAAGGGGACCCAGGUGUGGACCAUCGAGAAGCUAGAGAACAAACUGGUGGAUAUGAGAGACCACUACAGGGACUGGAGGGAAGGCACAGAGGAGACGUAUAACAAGGCGAACAGCAAUCACUGUGACCCGUUCUAUGAGGCGCAGGAGAACCACAACCUGAUAGGAGUGGCCAACAUUUUUCUGGAGUGCCUUUUCCAUGAUGUCAAACUGCAGUAUGCUGUCCCCAUCAUCAGCCAGCAGGGAGAGGUGGCGGGCAGGUUGCACAUCGAGCUGAUGCGAGUCAGUGGAGCUGUACCAGAGCGCCUGUCUGGUGGAGACGACUCGUCUGAGAACUCCAGCGAGAGCAGCUGCUAUGAGGUGAUGGACACCAACGGGGAGAUCGUCCACAUGGCCAAGAGGCUCACCUGCAGGGUGCGGAUCAGGGAGGCUACGGGUCUGCCGCUCAACCUGUCCAACUUCGUCUUCUGUCAGUACACCUUCUGGGAGCACGGCGAGCCCACCGUGGCUCCUCCCAUGGUCAGUCCAGACAGACCUUCCCCUCGAAGUCCAGAUGCCCAGUUUACUGUCCAGUUUGAUCACUGCAAGGACUAUGUUGUGCAUGUGACGGAUGAGUUUUUGGAGUUUAUAUCAGAUGGGGCGUUGGCCAUAGAGGUGUGGGGUCACCGCUGUGCUGGGAACGGACGUUCGCUCUGGGAGUUAGACGCACUGGAGGCCAAGACUCAGACGCUCCGUGACAGGUGGAACGAAGUGUCUCGCAGGAUCGAGCUGUGGACAUCCAUCCAGGAGCUGAACGAGCAGGGAGAGUACUCAUCUGUGGAGCUGCAUCCUGGAAAAGACAUCAGCACAGGAGGAGUUUUCCAACUCCGACAGGGACACUCCAGGAGGCUGCAGGUGUCUGUGAAGCCGGUCCAGAACUCCGGCACUCUGCCUCUACUGGUGGAGGCUCUGCUGUCUGUCUCCAUCGGCUGUGUGUCUGUCCGCUCCACCAGGCUGCAGAGGCCGCUCGACAGCUACCAGAGAGAGGUGGAGGACGAUGUGGAUAGUUAUCAGGAGGAAGACCUCAACUGUGUUCGAGAGCGCUGGUCAGAGGCACUGAUCAAACGUCGGGAGUACCUUGAUGAACAAAUAAAGAAAAUCAUCAACAAACACGAGAAGUCAGAGGAGGAUGUUGAGCGAGAGGCCCGGCUGGUGGAGCAGUGGGUCGGCCUGACUGAAGAGAGAAAUGCAGUGCUGGUCCCUGCGCCUGGCAGCGGCAUCCCCGGAGCUCCUGCAGACUGGACUCCACCUUCAGGAAUGGAGGCUCACAUCCCCGUGCUCUUCCUGGAUUUAAACGCCGAUAAUCUGACAGUGAAUGAGCAGCUGACCGGCCCACAUGCUGCAGGUGUUAACUCCAUCCUGCCCAAGGAGCACGGCAGCCAGUUCUUCUAUCUGCCCAUCAUCAGGCACAGUGACGAGGAGGUGUCCGCGGUGUGCUCCUGGGACUCAUCCAUCCACGAUUCCGUUCACCUCAACCGCAUCACGUCUCCUAACGAGCGCAUUUACCUGAUCAUCAAAGCCACGGUCCAGCUCAGCCACCCCGCCUCCAUGGAGCUGGUGCUCCGCAAGAGGAUUGCUGUCAACAUCUACAACAAGCAGAGUUUCACUCAGAGUCUCAAGCGGAGAAUGUCCUUAAAGAACACGCUGUACUCCUGUGGUGUGACUUAUGACAUCGUUUCCAACAUACCAAAGGCCUCGGAGGAACCAGAGGAGAGGGAAACGUUGGCCCUCAUGGCUGCUCGUGGGGACAGCGAGGAAACUCAGGAUGGAGAAACCUACAUAGAGAAAUACACGCGGGGAGUUCUGGAGGUGGAGAACAUCCUCAGUCUGGAGAAGCUACGACAGGCUGUGACAGUGAAGGAAGCGCUCACUGCCAAGGGGAGACACCUGAGACGGAGUAUCAGCACGCCAAAUGUACAGCAUUCUUCAUGUAGUAAAAUGGACCUGACUGGUUGUGAGGAUGAAGACUGUAAGGACCACUGUGAUCAUGUGGACAACACCAACUGCAGCCUCCAGGAGGGCUCGGUUUGCACCACGCCCAUCAAAAACAAGGAGAAUCCAGGUUUGGUUCCAGACAGUCCGACGUUUUUCAACUCCAGCCCCUUCAAGGUCCUCUCCCCUCAGCCGCCGAAGUUCCUCAAGUCUCUGCUGCCUGUCAAAGAGGAGAACAAGGCAAAGAAAGCCCUGGAGGCCCGGCCGCUGCUGGGACAAGAGAGCAUGCGCUCAUGUGUGGACAGCCCUGCACUGCUCCCCCCUCCCUGCCCCUGGCGCCGGCCCAGGGCAGGCAGCGAGGGCCACUGCAAGCCUUCCACCUCAUCCUCCACCCUCACCUCCACCUCCACCUCCACCACCACUACUCCCACCAGCAGAAAGCUCAGCCACACACUGCCACACACUGCUCAGGACUCUGAGGACGAGGACACAGAGGUGGACAUGACCCUAAACCUCGAACGGGGCACUCAGGACCAUAGCGGCUUCCAGCCUUACAUCCCGGAGGACUUUGCGAACUUUGAGAUCUACAAUGCCACCCUGGAGAGCCAGGAGGGGUUUCUGUGCUCCCGCACUGACUUGAAGGGAAGCCGGUGUGGAGCUGGGAGUGGAGAGCGAGAGGUGCCUCGAAGCCCCACGGCGAGCAGCUGCACAAGCGGCUACUUCUCACACAGUGCCUCCAACGCUACGCUGUCUGACAUGCCUUUCAGUGCCAGCGAGAGCUCUGACCACCUCAGCUGCGCCUCGAAAGACGCCCAGGAACCCCACGGCUGUCCUGCUGGAAGAGGCUGCACACAAGCCAAAAGUGUUUCUGCAGGGGGUGACGCCCAGCAGCCUCCUCAGUCGGCAGGCGGGGUUCAGGAUCCGCCUGGCCGGCCUGCCUCCUCACCUGUCAGCAUCCCCAAUUGCACAAGCAAGCAGCAGACAUUCCCCCACAACUGCGUUCUCAGCGCCAGCCAGGAGUUCACUGACUUUAAAGGGGCUGACGACAGUAUUGGAGAGGUGGAUUUAACACAUUUCACAGAGGGAUGGGAACAGAAGAAACCAGAAAAAGUAGAAACAUGUGAUACUGGCAAGCGACGCUCCUCCGAUAUCUCUGGUAUUAUCAACACGUCUGUUCCUGAAAACGCCUCGACUGCUACAUGCAAAUGUCCAAAUAACUCAAGCUCUGUUGGUGUAGCUGCGCCUCCUGUCACAACUGUUUGCACUUCAGUCAGAGACCCACUAGCUGUGCCUGACAAAGCUCCAGCUCCAGCAUCACCAUCCCCAGUCACACCUUUAUCCGCAGCACCGGCCCCUGCCCCGGCUCCACGAGCGGGAGGAGAGCCUCCGAUGCAGGAGCCAGCCCAGGGAGAUCUGCCCCACGGGAGUCCCUGCCCCAGCCCAAACCCCAGCAGCGCAGAGCCCUCAGGAGAUUCCAGCGGAGAUGAGAGCACCCCCGUGGCUCAGCUUCCUGACUGGAUGGCCCCCGGGGAGCCGGUGUGGGUGGGGAAAAGGAGAGGAACGGUCCACUAUGUUGGAGGGGUGGAGUUUGCGAAGGGGAUCUGGAUCGGUGUGAAGCUUGACAUGGCAGUGGGUAAGCACAAUGGGACUGUCCAGGGCAGAGUGUACUUCCGCUGCCCUCCGGGUCACGGAGUGUUCGUGAAGCCGUCUCGUCUCACCAGAGAACCGCCCUCCAUGGACACAGAACCCCAGACUCUGAUCAGAUAGGACCCAAAGAAGGACCAGCUUUUCCAAGGAAUGGCAGCGACCCGAGGGUGCUCCUCAGAUCCAGCGCCUGUGGGCGAACCGCAGGCCGACUUGUCUGCUCGAGUCUCUGAGCUGAUGUAUUGCGUAGUCGUUUUUUUUUUCCUAAAGCAUUUCUGACUUGUGUAUUUAAUGAAGGUAUAUCCUACUUACUGUCACUAUGCACAUAUCUGAGUUUUCUACACGGUGAUAUUUUUGAUAGAGAACUUCACUUUCAACUGGGAGUCCACGUGGAAAUAUUGCCCCCAUACAUUUUCUUACAUUGGUUUCUGAGCAUUAUAUAUGAUAUUUUUGUAAGACAAUGCAUCCUCCCCUGAGGCUCAUAGUGGAUUAAUCUGAAGAUUAAGAAUGUACUACUGUUAUUAAACAUUGAUAUUUACGUAAAUAUGAUAUGUCAGGGGUAACCAAAGAACUACGGUUCCAUAUCUGCUGUUACGAUGUUAUUUUUCUAAUGUAUGUGGAGCUCAACAUGAUAUAUAUCUGUGUCCAAGUAAAGCUUAGUGCCAUAUCUCUAGGAGUAAUGCCACAUACCCUGACCAGAGGAAAACCUGAGUUGCUUUCAGUGUUUGACUGCAGUUAGCGUGUUAAAUUAUCCUGUUGAAGUACUGUAACACUGUGGAGGAAAUAAUCCCCAUCCAGCAUGAGACUGUUGCUGUUUGAACGCUUGCACUGGAAAGGAUUCUUGGAGAGUUCACCGACUGUCUUCCAUAUUGGACUGAUGAGACAUUUUCUAACUGAAGUGACUGAGAACACCGAGCGCCCAUCACUUUACCGUGGGGAACGAAACGGCUAGGCUUUCUUCCAAGGCCUGGAGAUACUGAUGCCUUAACGGCCUGUUUCCAUGACGGGCAGGCACGCUGACCCCAGACUGCUCAGUGGACUCACAGUUCACAGAGUUUUAAACUGUAUGGACCUGAAACCUGUGUAUGUACAUCACGAUGCCCAGGCGCAUUCAAAAUGCCAUCCAGCCGCGCUGACUGACUGAUAGAAUACCUUUUUAACUGCAUUUUAUAUGUUAACUGACUGAUACAUAACACUUCAUGUUAAAAGGUACUCAAUAAUGCAUUUAUUUUCACAUGGAGGAUUGGAUGAAUGGGUGAUGGACGAAAUCAGGUCACAGGAGAGAAGAGUUGUCCGAUGAUCUUAUAUUUUAUAUGGAAGUGGUGAACUGUGGAAAUGACUAGAAAUUGUUCUAUAUUCGAGCUGUAAUUUCAAGUAAAUGAAACAAACCCAAGACCUUACUUUAAAGAAGAGAACAAAGCUGCUCUCCCUCAUAAGGAGUUGUAAAUAGAAAAUGUAUUUGAACAUAGUAUUUACACUAUCAUAAUGUACAGAAUUGUAUUUAUAAUGUAUCUCGAGCUGUUUUAAUUGGUACAAGAUGUUCUAGAAUAGAACAUUUACAAUCAGG
This is a messenger RNA of Acanthopagrus latus (yellowfin seabream), 7861 nucleotides long. It is a transcript of the gene kif13a, whose product is annotated as kinesin family member 13A. Gene Ontology annotation, cellular component: adherens junction. The record is from RefSeq and is a predicted model, not a curated record. Gene Ontology annotation, biological process: microtubule-based movement; regulation of protein localization. Gene Ontology annotation, molecular function: ATP binding; cell adhesion molecule binding; microtubule binding. Bases 457 to 6417 code for a protein of 1986 amino acids. The transcript has 40 exons. NCBI's taxonomy places the organism in Eukaryota, Metazoa, Chordata, Actinopteri, Spariformes, Sparidae.